Messenger RNA from Stegodyphus dumicola, 1793 nucleotides. RefSeq names its product pyruvate dehydrogenase kinase (gene Pdk). Gene Ontology annotation, biological process: regulation of glucose metabolic process; protein phosphorylation. Lineage: Eukaryota; Metazoa; Arthropoda; Arachnida; Araneae; Eresidae. Gene Ontology annotation, cellular component: mitochondrion. Gene Ontology annotation, molecular function: pyruvate dehydrogenase (acetyl-transferring) kinase activity. The record is from RefSeq and is a predicted model, not a curated record.
UUACGUCAACGAACCAUUUGUAGGUAGUUUAGUGUGUCUGUUGUGAUUUAGGGCAUCGUUUCUGUUUGUUUGUUUGUAGAAGCGGUGUGAGAUUCAUUUCAUAAUUCUUGUAGCAAGCGACUUUUUUUUUUCCUGGCAUGCUAACUCAGAUGGUGGUAGUGUGAAGGGCGCUGCUUUGGUCUGAGAAGUAAACGUUUACAUUUUGUGCAUUUAAAUCGCUGGACAGAAGUUGAAUUGCGGAAGCGAUUAAUUUGUUCGCGCACUUGGCAGUUGCGAAAUAUGAGCUGUAUUAUGCAUUUAUGACCUUUUAUAAGUUGCUUAACCAGAGUAGAAUUUAUAAGUUGCUUAACUAGAAUGACAUUUUUACUUUUAUAUGAAAUAAUACUCAGAUAAAUAUAUUACUUUCAUACGUACAUAACUUUUGGUUUUUAAACCUAGUUUUUUGUUUUUGCUAAUAUUUAAUUUUCAAAAUUUAGUCACCAUGCGAACUUCACUGAAAUUAUUUAAAGACAUUUCUAAGAUGCUGGACUUUUACUCUCAAUUUAAUCCUUCACCUUUAUCAAUUAAGCAAUUUCUCGAUUUUGGUCGCCAGGCAUGUGAAAAGACUUCAUUUAUCUUUUUAAGAAAAGAACUUCCUGUUCGUUUGGCAAAUAUAAUGAAGGAAAUACAGCUAUUACCAGAAAAUUUACUACAGAUGCCCUCAGUAGCAUUAGUUCAAAGCUGGUAUGAAAAAAGUUUUGAAGAAAUUCUUGUGUAUGAAAAAGUAGAUGCAAAUAAUGAAAAGAUUUUAGAAAACUUUUGUGAACGUCUGAUCAAAAUUCACAACCGCCAUAAUGAUGUAGUUCCUACCAUGGCUCAAGGAGUAAUUGAGCUGAAGGAAUUACAUCAGUUAGAUCAACAAACCGAACACAGUAUACAGUAUUUUUUGGAUAGAUUUUAUAUGAGUCGUAUUUCUAUACGAAUGCUUAUCAAUCAACACACUUCUUUGUUUGGUUCAAAUCUUAAUGGCCAUCCUCGCCAUAUAGGGUGCAUUGAUCCAAGCUGUCGUGUGACUGCAGUCUUAAAUGAUGCAUAUGAAAAUGCAAAGUUUCUCUGUGAUCAGUAUUAUAUGGCAUCGCCUGGUGUUGAAGUUGUUGAGCAUUGUGCCCUAGAUCCAGGUUCCCCUAUAUCAGUUGUGUAUGUACCAGCACACCUGUAUCAUAUGCUGUUUGAACUGUUUAAAAAUGCUAUGAGAGCUGUCGUUGAACAUUAUGGGAGCUCGGCCGAUAAUUUUCCUCCAAUUCAAGUGUUAGUUGCACUUGGGAAAGAAGAUCUGACCAUUAAAAUGUCUGAUAGAGGUGGGGGAAUACCACGCUCUCUUACCGAUGUUUUAUUUCAAUACAUGUAUUCUACGGCUCCGAAGCCUUCAGCAUCAGUAGAAUCAUCGUCUGCUCCACUGGCUGGAUAUGGGUAUGGAUUACCGUUAUCUAGAUUAUAUGCUCGAUAUUUUCAAGGAGAUUUAAUUAUAACAUCUGCCGAAGGUUAUGGAACGGAUGCAAUAAUAUAUCUUAAGGCCCUGUCAAAUGAAGCAAAUGAGUUACUUCCAGUUUUUAAUAAAACUUCAACUAAACAUUAUCGGGCUUCAGUUGGUACUCAUGAUUGGAGUACACCGUCUCCUUACCCAUCUGUGAACCAACAACUCGGUAUGAGACAGUUUACUACCUACAACCAAAAAAAGAAGAUGUCUGUUAGUUGAAGGUGUUGAUUGAUAGGUUAGAAAUAGCUAUGCUAUUUAAUAUGUAUGGCGCGAGUUA